Messenger RNA from Enterospora canceri, 1470 nucleotides. NCBI's taxonomy places the organism in Eukaryota, Fungi, Microsporidia, Enterocytozoonidae. The record is from the annotation of a GenBank genome assembly.
AUGUGGCAAAUCUAUAUUGCUUUAAUAUCGAGUGCAUAUCAUUUUGAACUGGAACAAUGUGGUGAUAUAGUCUAUGUUGCGUUGAAACCUGUUGUACCUGACGAAUAUUUCUGUAGACUUGCAGAUACUGACAUUGUUAAAAAAAUAAUCAAAGAUCAAAAUAUUGAUCUGGGAUAUAACCAUCUUAUAGAUACAGCGGAUCAGUUUGCAUCGAAUCUGAUAAAGGACAUGUACUUAUACUCAAAAACCAGAAACGGCAGGUUUUAUAAUAGACAGAUAGAGGAGUUAAAAACGGUUGGCGAGUAUAUAAAGAAAACCAAUGUGGAGGAAAUGAGGAAAUACAAUAUACCUUCAUGUUUGACAACAUAUAAAAAGAUAUUAAAAAUAACCGAGUCAACAGCAGAUCAACUAGAAAGAAAUGUUGAUAUAGUUGGCUAUGCCGAUAAGGCAAUAAAAUUCAAAACAGAACCAGGCAAAAUCAACAUUUGUUUCCUUGAAGUAUUCAGAGUGACUAACAACAGAUCAAAAUACUUUCUGUUUCAAUUUAAAGACUACAUUUAUGAUAAAAAGAGUGCAAAGCAAUUGUAUGCGAAUUGGGAUGCAAUAGACAACAACAUUCAACUACCAGAUGUAUACAACAAUACAUCAUAUGGCACUAUUAGUAUAAACAGAGUCAUUGUCAAAGCUCUACCAGGUCAAACAUACGAAAUACCAAAUACACGAUGUACUAAAGUGAUAUUUCAAGGUAACAUAGAACCAAACGAGAACAUCGAAAAUUUGCAUCAGACAGAGCAUGAAGUAUUUCAAACGUUGAUGUUGAUAACUAUCAACCCAGCGAAUAUUGAGGAAAAGGUUAUAUUGUUAAAGAAGUUACACAAACAGAUGGGUACCUUGAAACAUCAGGAUGAUAAUGAUGUGAUCGUAGAAUGUCUACAAAAUGCAGUUAAAGAGAUUAGUGAACAGCUUAACAUUAGGAAAAUAGCAGCAUGGGAUUUCAUUAACAGGAAUUUCUCAAAGUAUGAGAUGUUAAGGUAUUUCUGUAUAUACAAGCAUUCUAUUGGUAACUACUAUUUUUGGGCCAUAGUAUAUAAUACUAUGGACGCGGAUGAGAAUGAUGGCAAUGCAUACUAUGACCCAAUACAGAAUACUCAACUGAUCAACUUUAUUAAGUUAUGGGAUGGAAUGGGAGAAAGAAUGAAAAAAGAAGAAAUAAUCAUGAAAGGUUUUGAAGCUGUAGCCAAGGACAUCAAAAAGAUCAAAUAUACAAACAUUAAAUCCGUAUACACCGAAAAACUAAAAGAGAUAGAAUUGGAAGACUCUAUGAUUGUGAUGACUGAAGAAGGAGAGAAAUGGGGAGCUUAUUUGAUAGCUGGAGUUUGGAUGGUAUUUGUUGUGGUGUUCACCAUAGUCAUUCUGGUAUACAACAUGUAUGCCAAAAAUAGGACAAAGAUAGAUAACAAUCAAAUAUGA